Molecule: messenger RNA, 3239 nt
Organism: Dicentrarchus labrax (European seabass)
Lineage: Eukaryota; Metazoa; Chordata; Actinopteri; Moronidae
Gene: sucla2
Product: succinate-CoA ligase ADP-forming subunit beta
Exons: 11
Coding region: 19-1419 (466 amino acids)
Biological process (GO): tricarboxylic acid cycle; succinyl-CoA metabolic process
Cellular component (GO): succinate-CoA ligase complex; mitochondrion
Molecular function (GO): succinate-CoA ligase (ADP-forming) activity; metal ion binding; ATP binding
Source: RefSeq, a predicted model, not a curated record
UCCGCUGUAGAGGGAGACAUGGCGACGUCCCUGAUCUGCGGCCGUCUGACGGCUAGCCUGAGAAACUCGGGGGCCAGAAACACUAUCAGCUCCGCUUCCAAGGUUCUCGGUGGUUCCUCCGGUCUGUUCGGAGGCCAUGCGUCCCAGCUGCUGCCCCCCCACCUGCAGCAGCAGCAGAGGAACCUCUCCCUCCACGAGUACAUGAGCCUGGGCCUGUUGAAGGAGGCCGGUAUCUCCGUGCCGACUGGGAUGGUGGCCAGCUCCUCGGAGGAGGCCUACGAAGUGGCCAAACAGAUCGAGUCUAAGGACCUGGUGGUGAAGGCUCAGGUUCUGGCUGGCGGCAGAGGGAAGGGGACGUUCGAGGGCGGACUGAAGGGAGGAGUGAAGAUCGUCUACUCACCAGAGGAGGCCCGUGACAUUUCGUCCCAGAUGAUUGGUCGAAAGCUGUACACCAAGCAGACCGGGGAGGCGGGUCGUAUCUGUAACCAGGUGUUCAUCUGUGAGCGCAGGUACCCGCGCAGAGAGUACUACUUCGCCAUCACCAUGGAGAGGUCCUUCCAGGGCCCCGUGCUGAUUGGCAGCUCGCAGGGGGGCGUGAACAUCGAAGACGUGGCGGCAGAGAAUCCAGACGCCAUUGUGAAAGAACCCAUCGACAUCGUGGAGGGCAUUAAGAUGGAGCAGGCUGUCAAGGUCGCUGAGGCGAUGGGCUUCCCGCCGGCGCUGGUGAACGAGGCGGCGGAGAACAUGAUCAAACUGUACAACGUGUUCAUGAAGUACGACGCCUCCAUGUUGGAGAUCAACCCCAUGGUGGAGGACUCGUCUGGCAUCGUGAUGUGUAUGGACGCCAAGAUCAACUUUGACUCCAACGCCGAGUAUCGCCAGAAGAAGGUGUUCGACAUGCAGGACUGGACCCAGGAGGACCCCCGGGACCGGCAGGCUGCCAGAGCCGACCUCAACUACAUCGGCCUGGACGGAACCAUCGGCUGUCUGGUAAACGGAGCCGGUCUCGCCAUGGCGACCAUGGACAUCAUCAAGCUCCACGGCGGCACACCGGCCAACUUCCUGGACGUAGGGGGAGGAGCCACAGCUCAUCAGGUGACAGAGGCCUUCAAACUCAUCACGUCUGACAGGAAGGUUCAGGCCAUCCUCGUCAACAUCUUCGGAGGCAUCAUGAGGUGUGACGUCAUCGCUCAGGGCAUCAUCAUGGCGGUGAGAGACCUCGACCUCAAGAUCCCCAUCGUAGUGCGGUUACAAGGAACGAGAGUGGACGACGCCAAAGCUCUGAUCGCCGCCAGUCCGCUGAAAAUCCUCGCCUGUGACGACCUGGAUGAAGCGGCCAAAAUGGUUGUGAAGCUUUCUGAAAUCGUCUCGCUGGCUAAGGAAGCUCAAGUGGACAUCACCUUCCAGCUGCCCAUCUAACCAACCUCCUCUUCCUCGUCCUCGUCCUCCUCACUCCAAACACUUCCUCUGUCUCCCCCACAGCAGCCCUCCACUCCUCCCCCCUCCCCCGCUGUGUGGCAUGAUGGCGUCACCGUACAGGCGUCCUGUCUCAACCCCUCAUCUCCCUAACUUAUGUUGCACUUGAAGCGAUACGCACAAACCUCCCCCUCCCUCACUCCCUCCCACAGUCUUUACUUCCUUCGCCUGUUUAACAAAAUAAAAGCAGAGCAGUUAUUUUCCUGUCGACGGAGGUUUCCACUCAGGAUUCUGUGUUUGAAGUGAAUGAUUGUGAGACGGCGGCGGUUACGGUGAAUGAUUGUUGGAUGGCGGCGGUUACGGUGAAUGAUUGUUGGACGGCGGCGGUUACGGUGAAUGAUUGUUGGAUGGCGGCGGUUACGGUGAAUGAUUGUUGGACGGCGGCGAUUACGGUGAAUGAUUGUUGGAUGGCGGCGGUUACGGUGAAUGAUUGUUGGACGGCGGCGGUUACGGUGAAUGAUUGUUGGACGGCGGCGGUUACGGUGAAUGAUUGUGACGCUCCCCGCUCUGCCGUUAUGUCUCUGCACUGGACUGUCAGAAUAAACACACCUGUUCUCUCACACACAGAACAAACUGUCACACCUUCAUAAGCCCCGCCCACUUUCACUCUGUGCUCCAAUCACAGUCGACUUCCUCCUCUCCUGUACUUAGAUAUGCUACAUGCUAAGCUAAUCUAUGUUGGAAAGACAACCACAGUUUGAAGAUGGUUGAAAGCUCAGAGAGACAAACAUACAGUCACAUUGUGCUCGCUAUGUAAAGCUUCAGUCACUGAACGCUGCCGUUAACUCUCAAACUGAUACUGAAUACUUAUUUAAACAAACACUGUCUCUGAUAGCGCCGUUAGCAUCUUCCACAUGUUUCGUGACCACCGCAGUUUCUCCUUCGCCCUUGGAAGGCGAGCGUGAAGCGACGAGGUUGUGACACCUUUACGAUAUGGCGAACUGUCCGACACGCCGUCCAAACGGCGGUGGACUCGGCGUAUUGAUCUGUCGAUGAUCGGUCCGCUGAACGAGUGUAAUGAAUUAUUCAAACCCCCCCGAGGGAGGAACGACAGAGUCAGCCAGUCCAGUCCAAACCGGAGUGAACGGACGCUCUCGGCCCCUGAUGGGUGCUCGCAGAGCGCUGUGGCGUGAGCACGUGAGCAGCUUCCUGUCUGAGGACGGUCCGUUGACGCCCUCAAACGAAGCGCGUUGGCAGCUAACGGGGGCGGGCCGCGUGUGUGUGGGCGACUGUGAGUUAAGAUGGCGGCGGCUGUAGCAGGUUUAAAGGAGCUCGGAGGAGACGCUGUGUAUUAUUCUGCUGUGUCACUGGGAGGACUGGCUGCUUCAGGGUUAACUGGGACGGACGCCGCAGUGCGUUCACUCUCCCAUCAUGCAACACAGCGGGAAAAAGCCUCCUAUUUCUGUUUGUAACGUCAGACUCUGGGCGACCGCGGCCUCAGAAGAACCGUAUGACUGUAGUUGUUUCUCUUUCCUCCUGUUCUUCCUCCUCCUCCUCCUCCUCCCGUUCCUCCUCCUCCUCCCGUUCCUCCUCCUCCUCCUCCUCCUCCUGUUCUUCCUCCUCCUCCUCCUCCUCCUCCUCCUCCUCCUCCUCCUCCUCCUCCUCCUGCAGCGCUCCGAACACAAGCCCACAUUGUGAGUUGUACGUCAUUUAUUAUAUCUUGUAAAUAACCAAACUGCUGUUCUCGCUCUGUAAGAUAUUUAAGCUCUUCGUCAGGAGUACCACAAAGGAAGAAAAAGAGAAUAAAAGCCGAGAACGCCAAA